This is a messenger RNA of Scutellospora calospora, 774 nucleotides long. NCBI's taxonomy places the organism in Eukaryota, Fungi, Glomeromycota, Glomeromycetes, Diversisporales, Gigasporaceae. The record is from the annotation of a GenBank genome assembly.
AUGAUGGUUUUAUUAGUAAAUCAUUCUCUAAUUCGUCCUCGAGAUAUAAUAAUGAGUGAUUCUGAUGCGCCACCUGAAAGACCAAAAUAUAGAGCGGGUCGUAAACCAACUGCUGUUAAAAUCUAUACUGUAAACCAUGAAUCUAGAUAUUUAGUUGUAGAGAAUGUACCAGCAUUGGGUUUAAGUAAAGAAUUAUUAGAGCUUUUUUCUCUUUAUGGAACCAUUGAAGAAUAUCGGUAUUUGGAUGAUUAUCCAUGUGAAAAAUUUACAGAUGUAUAUUGGAUAAAGUUUCAAUCACUUAAUGAGGCUAGAGUGGCAAAGAAAAAAGUUGAUGAUCACUCUUUCUUCAGCUCUUAUCUAAGAGUACGUUACGGACCUGAGUAUGAAUCUAUCGAGGAUACACGACAAAAAUUACAGGAUAGGCGCAAUGUUGUUGCUAUUAAGACUCGCGAACAUAAUGAAAAUAAAGGUGUAGAUUAUCAACAUAACCAGGAACCUCCAAUACCCGGUGUUGAUUACCAAUAUAACCAGGAACCUCCAAUACCCGGCAUCGAUUACGAAUCCACAAGUUUUGCUGCGACGUCAUAUCCAUUAAAGUUUACUCAACCCUAUGAUUCACAAACCUCCACAACCCUCUCGAUACGUCAAAGGUUAAAAGAAGUAUCAACAGUUUCGACCACUACAUUGCCUCAAAAUAAUGAGAGUAACACGCAAUUAAUAAGUUCAGAAAAAGUGUCAACUAUUUCGGAACCUAGGAAACGUCGAAGAAUUUAG